AUACCUUGAGGAGACCAACUGUACUACACAAACAAGAGCAUCAGCUUGCAACGACAGGCUAAAUGUUAAUUUGUUUUGCUUCUUGGUGUCAUAACUUGGCUUGGACAUGGAUGGUGUGUGCUCCUUCGACGCAGCGGGAUUACAGGACGAGCCAGGCGUCAAUGUGACAGACAGCAGAGAGGCUGGAGGAGAUGGAGGAGAGGCCAGAGAAGUUUAGAGGAAGAGAGGCAGGAGGAAGUAGAGAAGGAGAGGCUGGAGCAGCUGAAGGAAGAGAAGCAGGAGGAGGUAGAGAAUGAGAGGCUGCAGCAGAUGAAGGAAGAGAAGCUGAAAGAGAGGCUGCAAAUUCACAGGAAACUGAUCCACCUGGAGAGAGUGGCAGUAAUCAGGAGGAUAUUCUGGACAAGCCAAACUAACCUGACCCAAAAAACAUUCCAGCUCAACAGCUAUCAAACAGGAUUCUCCAUUUCCAAGCAAGUCGGUACAAGCAGUAUCCAUGGUUGCACUAUAGCUCCUCCAUCAAGUGUGUUCUGUGUUUUCACUGUGUGAAAACAUACACCAUAAAGAAAAGUGAACUGUCCAAAAAGGCAGACCCUGCUUUUUCAUCAAAAGGAUUCAGUAAUUGGAAGAAUGCACUUGCCAGUUUUCAGCGGCAUCAAAACAGCAAAUCCCACCACCAUGCCAUGACAGUUAGUGCUCAGGAGAGAAGCCCAAUAGAUACACAGGUCUCAAGUGCAUGGGCCCAACAACAAGAUGAUGCAAGGCACUGCCUGCAAAAUAUUGUGUGAUCAAUACAGUACCUUGCCAGGCAGGGCAUAGCACUGAGAGGCCAUGAGGCACAAGAUAGCAAUCUAUUUCAGCUUUUGAAAUUCAAAGCCAAUUUAGCCAAGGAUGAUGCACGUCUCCGUGCUUGGCUAACUCGCCGUCAUGACUAUACCUCUCCUCAAGUGCAAAAUGAGAUUUUGCAAAUGUUAAGAAACUGUAUUGUCAGGAGUAUUGCACAGUCCAUCCAGUUGCUUCCAGUUUUGCAGUACUCGCUCAUUAUUGAUGGCACACAAGAUGUCUCAGGAACAGAGCAAGAGUCCAUUUGUUUAAGAUAUGUGGACCAUGAACUGGUACCACAUGAGGUUUUUAUUGGUUUGUAUGAGGUCCCUUGUACCACUGGAGUUGAGAUCGCAAAAAUGGCUUGAGAUGUCCUUUUGAGGCUCAAUAUUUCCAUUUCUGGGUUAAGAGCCCAGACAUAUGAUGGUGCUGCGAAUAUGUCAGGCAAAUAUUGUGGAGCACAAGCAGAACUGAACCAGUGUGAGUGGCAACCAUUAGCAUUGUUUGUGCGUUGUGGGGCACACUGUCUUAACCUGAUCACACAGUCUGCAUGCAGAGCCAGUCCUUUGAUAAAUGAUUCCUUGCAGUGGGUGCAUGAGCUAGGAACAUUAAGCAAACAAUCUGGAAAAUUCAAAAACAUAUUUUCUUCAGCAGUAAGUUCAGAAGGACCAGUGAAGUCACUCAGACCAAUUUGCCCAACCAGGUGGACAGUAAGAGGAAAAGCAAUCAGAGCAGUACUGUCUCAGUAUGAACGUGUUUUGUCUAGCUUGGAGGAGAUGGCAUCAAGUAGGUCUAACACAGGCAUGAGAGCAAAUGGUCUGCAAGAGAGGUUUGAGAAAGGGAAAACUGUGCUUGUACUUUGUCUGGCAUUAGAAGUGAUAGAGGAGCUGGAGUGUCUGAGCACAUCUCUACAAAAAAGGACUGAAACUGUUGCAGGGAUGAGAAGUGCCGUAGAUUGUGUCAGAUCUACUGUAGAUGGCAAAAUAAGUGAGGAGAGCUUUCAUGAGGUUUUUGAGAAAGCAGUGGCAAUGGUUGAUUCUCUUGGGAUUGAGCCCAUCCAGAUUCCUCAUCAAAGAAAGCCACCAAAACGAUACAAGAGUGAGGUUAGCCAGCACACUCCCAAGUCAGCUGAGGAGCAUUAUAGAACAGAGUUCUACAAAAUGUUAGAUAGUGUGCAUAUUCAGUUUGAGGAGAGGUUCAACCAACCAGAUCUAGAUGUUUUGCAGAAGCUGGAGGAAACUCUCCUGACUGGAGAAGUGAAGGACAUUGUUGAUCAAUACCCAGAGCUAAACAGGGACAGAUUAAAGGUCCAACUAGCCAUGUUUAUGUCCAAAUACACUUUCAAAUCUAGUGCUGAAUUUGCUGACAUAAUGACAGGUUUGACAGUUGAUGUGAGAGGCUUGUUUGAUCAAGUUGAAUCCCUUAUUAGGCUGCUUUUAGUCAUCCCAGUUUCAUCAGCUUAGGCUGAAAGAAGUUUCAGUGCUCUUAGGAGACUUAAAACAUAGCUUAGAACCACCAUGACACAAGUAAGACUGAACAAUAUUGCUGUGUGCCAUGUCCAUCAGGGAAAACUGGACAAUACUGACCUGGGAGAAAUCUGCAAGCAGUUCAUUUCUGUUACAGACCGGCGGAGGCAUGUGUUUGGCUCUUUCAAUUAGGAACAACCAGUGGACAGUAAUCUGCUUGUAUUUACAGUACAAAAGCAGCAAUAGAAAGAAGUACCGGUAGAUGAAGGGAAAAAUUGUGAGUGAUUUAAACACAAGUUGGGGAAAAUAUUAUAACAGUUAAUUUAUGUUUAUUUACAAUGUUGUAUUUAAUUAAUGUAUUUCUGAUGUUGUUGAUGGACAGUAGGCUAUGUUAAUUGACAGUAUGAUGGACAGUUGCACUACAGCCCUACACUAAAGAGUAAAGAUGAGAACUCUUCGAAGUUGUCUCCUUUGCUUUCAUUUUAGUUGCUUUACCCUAUAACAUCUGCAUGACGUGAAAUCAUGAUUGCUAAUGUAAAAAAAAAAGUAAACUUUCAGAGUGCUGCCUUGGAACACUUUUGUGUCCCCACCAAUCUCAAAAUCAAACCUACUCCCUUAGGUGACCUAUAGAUGUUUAGUUGAGACAGGUGAAGAGUGAAUCGCAAUAGAGCGACAAUACAACUACAGCAUGAAUGAUCAUUUCUAGUUUAGAAUGAGAAACUAUAGAUCUCUGUGAUGAGGUGACGACUUGUCCAGGGUGUACGCCGCUUUCUGCCCGAUUGUAGCUGAGAUAGGCACCAGCGCCCCCCACGACCCCAAAAGGGAAUAAGCGGCAGAAAAAGGAUGGAUGGAUGGAAACUAUAGAUCUGAGAUUUAGAAAUGUUUAUAAGGUGGAAAAAACAGGCAGGAGCCAGUUAAACUUUCGACGUGGUCAUCAAAAAGCAUGGUGUGGUUAAAUGUGACCCCAAGAUUUCUCAGACUGGAGUGCACAUUUGCACCAAGGGACCCUAAGCAGCUGCCUACGUUAGAAGUUGAAGUGUUAGGGGCAAUGAUUAACACCUCCGUUUUGGAAUAAUUCAGAUCAAUCAAUCAAUUUUUAUUUAUAUUGCCCUAAAUCACUAGUGUGUCAAAGGGCUGCACAAACCACAACUACAUCCUCGAUAAAGAGCAUUACGAGCCAUCCAGUCUUUAACUUCAGUCAGACAAUCAUCGAGCAUGCCCUAUUAGGGUUAAAUGAGAAAUAUAACUGAAGGUCAUCUGCAUACAGACCCAGCUGCUAUACAGAAUUGCACACUGUUUUUUGUGUUUUUGCACACUGACAUUUUUUCCCCGAUGAAACCAGAGUUGUUUUGUAUAUAUUUUAAAAAUUAUCUUUUAAGGGCUUCAUUUUGUGUUUUUAGUUGUUCACUGUGUCUGUCUGGCACGGGUAUAUUCUUCAGCAUGUUAUGCUAUUUUAGUGCUUUUUAAUUUAUUUUAUUGUAUUUUUUAAAUCUUGUGUUUUUCUAUGCUGCUGGAAAUGUGAAUUUAUUUUGGAGAUUAAUAAAGUAUCCAUCCUGACAAGACUGCAAAACAGAUUUGACAACCGCAAUCAGAGAAAGUUGGAGCAAGACUGAUGAAGAGUACUGUUUAUUAUUUGUGAAGUCCAUGCCUCAGAGACUGCAAACCGUUAUAAAAGCCAGAGGUGGUGCAACCAA
This is a messenger RNA of Nerophis ophidion (straightnose pipefish), 3979 nucleotides long. RefSeq names its product trichohyalin-like. Bases 1257 to 2282 code for a protein of 341 amino acids. Lineage: Eukaryota; Metazoa; Chordata; Actinopteri; Syngnathiformes; Syngnathidae. The transcript is spliced from 3 exons. The record is from RefSeq and is a predicted model, not a curated record.